Molecule: messenger RNA, 1356 nt
Organism: Anneissia japonica
Lineage: Eukaryota; Metazoa; Echinodermata; Crinoidea; Comatulida; Comatulidae
Product: fibropellin-1-like
Exons: 3
Coding region: 85-579 (164 amino acids)
Biological process (GO): establishment or maintenance of epithelial cell apical/basal polarity; heterophilic cell-cell adhesion
Cellular component (GO): plasma membrane; protein-containing complex
Source: RefSeq, a predicted model, not a curated record
CUUGGUAACCUCAUUGAUCCCGGCUCAUAUACGUUAACCAGUUUGAUAUUUAUUACUGUGCAGAAUGAUAUUCUUGUAGCCAACAUGGACAGGUUGUUUAUCAUUAUAACUCUUAGCGUGUCCAUAUUUCUGACAGGCGUAACAGAUGCGAUCUGUGAUUUCAAUUACUGUCUAAAUGGCGGCAUAUGUUCGGAUUGGUGGGGUUCCGAAUUCUGUGACUGCGAGGAAGAAUUUAAUGGUGACGUCUGCCAAUACGAACCAUGCGCAGAAGGUCCGUGUCUGAAUAAUGGCGACUGUCACGCUGAUCAUGACUCCUCAACUGGUUCGUACACAUGCAUAUGUUAUGGUGACUACUAUGGGGCGCGAUGUGAAAAGGCUUUGGACCACCAUGACGACACAGACUUAACCGUCGGAAUCAUCGUUGCAAUUAUCAUCGGAGGAAUUGUUGCCGUUGUUCUUCUUGCAGUUUGCAUCGGUUGUAUCUGCUACCACAGUGGCCACCGACCUCCUCGGACCACCACAACGGUUGUAGUACCUGCAGCAUAUGCGCUGCAGCCGCAAUACCCACCAACCAGCUAAAUAUACCAUGGUGUAGACUUGCCACAAGUCUCUAAUUUAUAAAUUUUUCGUAAUAUGGAACGCCAUUGGUGCCAAAAUUCAUUUAUUUUUAAGCAUUUACACUGAUUAAGACAUAGUCUACCCAUGGUGCUGCUGCUGCUACCACCAACAACUGUAUGCACCACCAUCAUUUUGAGUUUCAGCCACAACCGGUGAAUUCUGUUUGUGGAAGCGGUUUGGCGCACGGAACGGUUUGGUUUCCCAACCUCGAGGUCAUGGUUUUAAUCCCUCGCUGUGCAUUUUGCUUGUGUCUUUGAGCAAGGCACUUUAUCUAAGUUGCUUCUCUACACCCAGGGGUAUACAUGGGUACCUGGUGGGGUUGCUUGCUCCUACGCCAAGAUGGCAGCAACACUUAAGCAUGUGGACCCAAUGACCAGGGAACAACUUACAGCGCUUAGUAAAGAAAGUCGCUAUGUAAAAUUACGAGAUUAGAUUAGACUCACUUAUUGGCAUUUUAUGCUUUGUUCACAUUUGAGUAUCUGAAUGGAGCGUACCAGUACUCACCUUAUUUCAAGAUCUGGAAGAAGAUUAGUCCUUCCAUAAACUCCCUAUCCCUAUAAAUGACGACCAAUUGCCACAGAUAAAAGUAGAUUCAACAGAAAUCCCAAAAAAUGAUGUUUGGAUAGGAAGUAUUGAAUAUUUUUAAAUGAUGUAGGGCCUAGCUACAUAUUUUUUUUGUUCCAUGCGACAUAUAGACAUGUAUAAUAAAUGCCCAUAAUUUUGUAUUCUUCUUUUCUA